Sodiomyces alkalinus F11 is the source of this 3094-nucleotide messenger RNA. RefSeq lists its product as hypothetical. Bases 451 to 2814 code for a protein of 787 amino acids. The record is from RefSeq and is a predicted model, not a curated record. The transcript has 2 exons. Gene Ontology annotation, molecular function: protein binding. Gene Ontology annotation, cellular component: cytoplasm. Lineage: Eukaryota; Fungi; Ascomycota; Sordariomycetes; Glomerellales; Plectosphaerellaceae.
AGUACGACUGACUUUUUUCCCUUUCGCAUCGAUUCAGUCGUCGUCACUUCAGCUAAAUUCUAUUACCUAUUCAUUCGGCCUACCUCCCCCAGCUGUUCCGCGACAUCCCUGCGAUUCUGAUCCAUCUCGCACCUAUAACAGCCGAUUAGAAUCGAUUGACGACUCCUUUUUUUCCUUUUUUUCCCCCAUUUGCUUCCCUGUCGAUCCCCUCGAACUUCGACUGGUCGGAGGAGAUAGCCGACGUCGACGCCGACGCCGACGCGUGCACAACUCUGCCCGUCUCUCUCCUUCCGUCUUUCCCUCGUCCCUCCUGCUCCUCGUCGCUCCGCUGCCUCGGCUUUUUCGACUAUCGCCUUCCCUUACGUCGUCUAUAGGAGACCUUGCCUGCACAAGUUCGACAACUCGUCUCGCAGCGUCAGGCCUUACGUCACCCAACCACCACGUUUCCUGAUGACUGCCGUGGCCAAUCCUCCCUCGUUUCCACAGCUCAACCGGUCGGCAUGGAACGUCAGUAGCGGUCAGGACCUCAACUCGAUGAACUCUGAAGACGUCCGAGGCAUGUUUAUGCCCCGGAAGCAGAUGCAGCGCACCAACUCGUCUUCUUCCAUAUCUUCUACUUCGUCUGCUUCUUCUACCGCCACCGUCUCGACGAAUAAUUCAGCUCACUCCAAUGGAACCCCCUCCUCAGCGAACUCGGACGUGAGUACCUGGUCCAACGCCGCCGCCAGGAAGCGUCCCCCGCUCAAAAGCCCUUGGCCCUCGGGCAAGUCUGACGUUCCUCCUCCCGAGCUUGGUCGCAUGCCCCCCGGUCGCUCUCCCGCCAACGGCAUCAACGGUGUCAACCACAACAUCAAUAUGAAUGGCAUUGCCAACGGCAGUAUCAACGGCGGUCCGAUGCCCCCUGUCCAGGGCCAGCCGUCGAUCAUGUCCCAACAACAAAUGAGCGGUCGCCCCAUCGCCGAGCCCAUGCCCGCUGGGCAACCUGUUCUCUACCUACUAUCGCUGAACGGCACCUUCGAGCGCAAAACUAUAUCCGUCCCCUUUUACCCGGAGAGUCUGCGCAUCGGCCGUCAAACAAACCAGAAGACGGUUCCUACACCUGCCAACGGAUUUUUCGACAGUAAGGUGUUGUCAAGGCAGCACGCCGAGAUCUGGGCGGAUCGCAUGGGCAAGAUCUAUAUUCGGGACGUCAAGUCAUCCAACGGCACCUUUGUGAACGGUAGUCGCUUAUCCCAGGAGAAUCGCGAAUCCGAGCCGCAUGAGUUGCAGAGCGGUGACCACCUGGAGCUCGGUAUUGAUAUCGUUAACGAAGAUCAGAAGACCGUUGUCCAUCACAAAGUCGCUGCCAAGGUGGAGCAUGCCGGCUUCAUGAACGCCUCAAGCAGUAUCCUAGACUUGAACUUUGGUGAUCUGGAUCCGGCCAACGGUACCGCCAUGCUGGGUCCCCCACCGACCGGGCUGGCUCUUCGUGGCAGGCAAGGAAGUAAUGCCACUCUGGCAGCCAACGGGCGUGGCUUGUCCGCUGCCGGCGUCCCUGGCUCGCAAAUGGUCGGGGGCGCGGGUCGCGGAACAUUCCAGUUAGCCUCUGUCACUUCCGACCAUAUUAUCAAAAGACUCCAGACCGAGAUGCGAAAUGCGAAGCUGCAAUCCCAAGAUCUGGGGCGGACCGGGCAGUUUAUCGGUGCGUUACUGUCUAAGCACGACGUUAAGGAUCUCGAGAAACCCGAAGCCCCCGAACCCCCUAAACCUCUUGUCAACGGCAACCCCAUGUCGUUCCGCUCCGAUCCCAAGGCCAGAUUCUCCGAUCCGCCGGCACCCCCGCCGCAACAGCCUCUGCCCGAGAAACCCGAUGUACCUCCGCUGAAGCGAGCAACAACGGAACGACCCAAGUCGCAAACGAGUGGAUCGCCCGUUCGGGCAGACAACAUGAGUCAGAUUUUACAGCUCACUGAAGCUCUGAGCACCACCAGGAGAGAACUCGACUCCCAGACCGCGCGCAUGAGAGAUUUGGAAGAGAUGCUUCAGAAAGAACGCGAAGCGAGGGAACUCGCUGAAGACCUAGCAAGGAGACUCGAAGACACAGCUAUCAGCAAGGUCGUGGACGGAGCGCCAGAGGCUGACGGCACGGACGGUCUCCUCCGGGAAGCUGCGUUUGAACCGCCUUGCGAGGCGCCCGAGUCUGUCGACGUUGAGAUGAUCGAUGCCGAUAGUGUUACGGUUACGGAAGAGGCUCCACCGCAAGUGGAAAGCGUGGAAAAUGUUGCCUCGCAGUUCCAGGCCAAGAUCGAUGCCAUGGUCUUGGAGAUUUCCGACCUUCGGCAGCAGAUGGAGGCAUGGAAAGCACGAUGCGAGACGGCCGAGGCGGAGAGGAAUACGGACCGACAGUCGCUAGCCGACAUGGUUCUCAAGAUCCGGAAAGACGAGGAAGCGAGACAAGCUGCCGCGGAGGUGAAAGCCCGGUCACGCUCGUCCGCCGCCCGCCGUGGUGGCAACCGCAGUCGGAGUCGGAGUCUCGGCAGAAGUCCCAGUCCCAGAAAGAGCGUCGAAGAAAGCCGCACGACAGCUGGCGACCAUGCGUCCUCGGAGGUCGAGGAUGCCCAGAAACAAGAUGAGGUCCCGGAAGACCCGUCAGACAAGCCCACCCUGUCUCGAGCCAACACCAUCACUCCGAAUUCGGUACUUGCGCCUGCACUUUCUCAACGACAAGUACUCAUAGAAGGGAUACCUUAUGCCUCGAUGCUGGGCGUUGUCUUACUCGGCGUCGGCCUAAUGGCGUACAUUAAUGGUUGGGAAGCGCCUCGACCUCGUCAAUAACCGGAUACAGACCAGGGCUACCCUUCGCUCCCAUUCGACUGCGGACUCGCACUUUUUUUUCCCUUUUAGCAUAAUUGAAGCGCUUUACAUGAUUCUUACGAAACGCACCAACGAGCGACAGCCAUUCCUGUCCCAACCAACGACACGUCGACUUUUCAUUUGUAUUGAUAUAUUUUCUUGCUCUGUACAACCCGGCUGACACGAGCAUUUGGCAUCGACUUUUACUUUUUCUUGUUCUUGGAGGAUCGAUAACCAGGCAGCGAACGGGAGAAUCGGCGAC